AUGAGGUCCUGGCGUUUAUCCCGGUCUGAACAGGCAUUUUUCCUGUUUGACCACCUAGAGGGUGAAGCUAGGGAGGAGCUAAAGUAUCGCCCUAGCACAGAGAGAGAGGACCCUGAUGGAGUAUUGGCUAUUUUACAGGAGCUGUACGGGUGCUCGGAGUCUUAUGUUGCUCUGCAGAAGGCUUUCUUCUCCAGAAGGCAGCAGGAGGGAGAGACUCUUCAGGAGUUCUCCCUCGCUUUGAUGGGCCUCAUGGAGAAGGUGAAGCAGCGUGCACCUACCGAAGUGCCAAAUGCAGAAGCUCUUUUGAGAGACCAAUUUGUUGAGCAUGUGCUGGACAGUUCCCUGCAUUGUGAGCUGAAGCAGUUAGUGCGUAGACAGCCCAAUUACACCCUGCUUGCUGUUAGAGCAGAGGCGAUUCAGUGGGAGCUUGAAGGUCUACCCAGCGGUGUGAGGGGCCGCAGUCAUUCAGUCCCCUUAGUGUUUGGUGUUCAGUAUGGUGUUCAAGAUGUGGACAUGGGUGGAGUGAAGGUUCCUUGUCUGGUAGACACCGUCUCCAUGGUGUCUACUAUUUCUGAGAGCUUUUUCCGCCAGCAUCUCGAGCCUUGGGGCCAGGAGCAUCUCCGUUCUUGUCACUGGUUGGAGCUUAGAGCUGCCAACGGUCUGACUAUUCCUUACCUUGGGUACUUGGAGCUUGACGUGCAACUUUGUGGUAAACUGAUGCCCCACUGUGGUGUGUUGGUAGUGAGGGACCCACCUGGUGGGGUGCCUUCUAAAGUGCCGGGUAUUUUGGGGAUGAAUGUGAUCCGCAAGUGCUACCAGGAACUUUUUGGCCACGAUGUCGCGUCCCAGGAUGUUCCCGGGAAAGUGAAGGUCAGGGGUAAGAGGGGUUGGCAGAUUCCUGGUGGGGUAAUGAAAAUCGUGGCAGCCACAUGUUCUGAGCAGUACUCCGGGUCUACGGUGCUGUUCGAGCCUUUAGAGGCUGGUUUACCUGCUGGGUUGCUUGCUUCCCCUUCUUUGGUUCGUGUCAUCAGGGGCACCGCCUACAUACCUGUCAUUAAUGUUGGCUGUAAUGAUGUUGUUUUGUACCCCCGCACUGUUGUCGGCACACUGGAUUUUGUGAAUGUGGUCAGCCUUCCUUCCGCGGUCACUGAGGUGCCAUCGGGUGUGGCCACCGUGUCUUCUCAGACCGCUUCCCCUAGUGUGCAGCAGGUGGAGAGUGUGGAUUUGUCACCUUUGUCUGUGGAGGAACAGGGUCCAGUGAAGUCCCUGCUUCAACAAUAUUCCUCAGUCUUUUCCAUCGAUGACACUGAUCUGGGCUGUACAAAUCUAAUCUCCCAUGACAUCCCUUUGGUAGACGAUACUCCAGUGAGGCAGCGCCAUAGGCGCAUCCCACCCUCAGAGUAUGAGGUUGUGAAGGAGCACAUCAAUCGUCUACUCUCAUCUCAAAUCAUUCGUGAGAGUAGCAGCCCCUAUGCGUCCCCUAUCGUGUUGGUACGAAAGAAAGAUGGCAGCAUGCGCAUGUGUGUUGACUAUAGGCUGCUCAAUAGUAAGACCCGAAGAGAUGCCUUUCCUCUGCCACGUAUAGAGGAGUCGUUGGAUGCAUUGUCUGGUGCUUGCUGGUUCUCAACCCUGGACUUGACCAGUGGUUAUAACCAGGUGCCAGUCACUGAGGCUGACCGGCCGAAGACUGCUUUUUGCACCCCUUUUGGUUUGUUUGAAUGGAACAGAAUGCCUUUUGGGCUCUGUAACGCGCCCAACACUUUCCAGAGAUUAAUGCAACGCAUCUUUGGUGACCAGCAGUGUCAGUCCUUGCUGUUAUAUCUGGAUGAUAUUGUUGUGUUUUCCUCUACUGUGGAACAGCAUGUGGAGAGGCUCCAGGUGGUGCUGGCAAGACUGCGGCAUGAGGGCCUCAAGGCCAAGCUCAGCAAGUGCUCAUUCUUUCGCAAAGAGGUGAAUUAUUUGGGCCAUGUGAUUUCGGCCGACGGUGUCUCCACAGAUCCAGGCAAGAUUGAAGUGGUUGCCAAUUGGCCGAUUCCUACUACUGCCUCAGAGCUUCGUUCCUUUCUUGGUUUUGCCAGUUACUAUCGGUGCUUCCUGGAAGGAUUUGCCAAACUGGCAGCUCCUCUGCAUAGGGUGGUGGCCGAAUGUGGUGGCACUAAGACCAACAAGAAGACUGAGCAGCGGCUGUCUAGGUGUUGGAAUGAUGAGUGUAACCAGAGCUUUGAAACACUGAAAGCUAAGCUCACCAUGGCACCAGUGUUGGCUUAUGCAGACUUUUCUCUUCCCUUCAUCUUGGAAGUUGAUGCAAGCCAUGGUGGCUUGGGUGCAGUCCUUUCCCAGGCUCAGGCAGGCAAGGUGAGGCCUAUAGCCUAUGCUAGCAGGGGUCUGCGACUCACCGAGAGGAACAUGGUAAACUACAGCUCCAUGAAACUCGAGUUUUUGGCCCUUAAGUGGGCCAUGACAGAGAAAUUUCGAGAGUACUUGUUGGGUAACAAAUGUGUGGUGUACACUGAUAACAACCCCCUUAGUCAUUUGUCUUCGGCUAAGCUGGCUGCUACUGAGCAGAGGUGGGCCGCCCAGUUAGCUUCUUUUGACUUCGAGAUAAAUUACCGAUCAGGGAAGAGCAACACUAAUGCAGAUGCUCUCUCCCGUCAGCAUCCACCUGGUCCCCAGGAUGUCGCUGUGAUGCUUCCAGGCACUGUGAUGCCCAAUUCUUUGCAGCAAGCUCUGGGGUUGGGAAAGGCAGAGGCGACUCAGGCUGCCACUGCCGCCUUGCCCCAGCACACUUGUUCUGAACUCCAUCUCGCUCAGCAGUCUGACCCUGUGAUACAAGAACUGUUGCCUUUUUGGAGGGAGAACCAUCGUCCCAGUUGUGAGGAGCGGGCACGGCUCUCCCAGCCCACGCUGGUGUUGCUCAGGCAGUGGGAUCGCCUACUGGAGAGGGACGGUGUCCUGUACCGAAGGGUGUGUUGUCCUGAUGGAGCCGAAGCCAUGUUUCAGUUGUUGUUGCCAAAAACAUGGAUAGAUCAGGUUCUGACCCAGGUGCACCAGGAGCAUGGUCACCGGGGGUGGAGCGAACAUUGGCGCUCCUUCGGUCCCGAUGCUAUUGGCCUGGUAUGUCUUCCGAGGUGGCUCAAUGGUGUCAGAGAUGUGAGCGGUGUCAAGUGGCCAAAGAUGUGCAUCCAAAAGCACAUAGCUUUAUGGGGCAUCUUUUGGCUUCCCGCCCUAAUGAAAUCCUUGCCAUCGAUUACACGACUCUAGAACCAGCCCAGAAUGGUUUAGAGAAUGUUUUGGUGCUUACAGAUGUUUUUAGUAAGUACAGUGUGGCUAUCCCUACUCGGAUCAGCGUGCUGCUACUGUGGCCAGGGUUUUGGUGUCGGAGUUGUUUUAUAAGUUUGGCGUCCCUGCUCGUUUGCAUUCUGACCAGGGCUGUAACUUUGAAAGCACCCUCAUUCAGCAGUUGUGUCACCUGUAUGGGAUUGUAAAAUCAUGCACUACCCCAUACCAUCCGGAAGGAAAUGGUCAGUGCGAGCGUUUUAACUGGACGCUCCACAACUUGCUGCGUACCUUGCCAGUGUCCCGGAAAAGGGAUUGGCAUGUGUGUCUGCCUCAGGUGUUGUAUUGUUAUAACACAACUCCCCACCAGUCAACCGGAGAGUCACCCUUUUUCCUGAUGUUCGGGCAGGAACCCAGACUGCCCAUUGAUUUCUUGUUGGGUCGAGUUGAGAGUCCUGUCGGUGGCGCUAUCCAUGAGUGGGUUCAAGAGCACCAAGCCCGUUUGCAUGUAGCAUUUGAAGGAGCACGAGAGCGCUUGAAACAUGCUGCUGAUCGGCGGAAGCGAGUUCACGAUCAGCAUGUCAGAGAUUUGCCAUUGCAGGAAGGGCAGCUCGUGUAUUUGCGUGACUUAAGUGCUAGGGGGCCCCAGAAGAUCCGGGAUCGGUGGAGUGAAGUAUCGUGUGUUGAGAAUGCCUAAAGAAGGCGGCGCGGUGUAUACUAUUGCGCCAAUGAACAACGAGACCAAAGUCAGACAGGUCCACCGCACUAUGCUGAAGGCUGUUGUAAUGGUGGACUCACCUGGUCAUGCCACUUCUCAUAACUCGACCUCUGGGGAGGAAUCACCCCCAGCAGAGGAGCCUUCAUUUGAGUAUGAUUUGUUGAUCUUAGAUCAACCAUCUUAUGUGGCCACUUCUGCCAUGCCCUCCACCAGAUCAGCUGUGUCUCAAGUGCCUGCAGCAGCGUCGGCAGCAUUAACAUCUCUAGUCCUUCCAUCUGUCACUUGUCCUGAUUCCAGUAACACGG
Dicentrarchus labrax (European seabass) is the source of this 4299-nucleotide messenger RNA. RefSeq lists its product as uncharacterized. The record is from RefSeq and is a predicted model, not a curated record. Lineage: Eukaryota; Metazoa; Chordata; Actinopteri; Moronidae. The transcript is spliced from 3 exons. Bases 1 to 3261 code for a protein of 1086 amino acids.